This is a messenger RNA of Nomascus leucogenys (northern white-cheeked gibbon), 1848 nucleotides long. Lineage: Eukaryota; Metazoa; Chordata; Mammalia; Primates; Hylobatidae. The record is from RefSeq and is a predicted model, not a curated record.
GUUCCUGGUUGUCCAGCAGGAACUGAGAGCAAGGGUCAGGAGGUGAGAAGUCCAAGGACAGUUGACACUCAGAGUGAACCCUUAGAUAUGAAAGAGCCAGAUGAAGAAAAGAAUGACCAACAGGGAGAGAGGCAUUGGACUCAUCGCAGAGGAAGAAAAAGAACAAGAAAAAGAGAAGAAGAAAAAAUCCCCAGUACCCACAGAAACCCUUAAAGAUGUUAAAAAAAAGAAUUAACUUAUCAGAACACGGAUUUAAGUGAAAUGAAGGAAGAGCAGGUAAAGUCUACUGACAGAAAGUCAGCAGUGGAAGCCCAAAACGAGGUGACUGAAAAUGCAAAACAGAAAAUUGCAGCAGAAAGCGGUGAAAAUGUUGAUUGUCCAGAGAAUCCUAAAAUUAAGUUGGAUGGAAAACUUGACCAAGAAGGCAAUGAUGUAAAAACAGCAGCUGAUAGACACACAUUAGAUUUUGAGGAUGUCACAGUUCAAUCAUCAGGCCCGAGGGUUGGUGGUGAAGAAUUACGUGAAGAUGUUGCAAAAGAUAAUGCUAAAAUAGAUGGUGCCACUCAAAGCAGUCUUGAAGAACCAGAGAGUGAAGAUGCAGAUGGCUGCACCCUGCCCAAAAAUGAAAGUCCCUCACAGGACAUUAGUGAUGCCUGUGAAGCAGAAAGUACAGAGAGGUGUGGGAUGUCAGAACAUCCAAGUCAGACUGUCAGGAAAGCUUUAGAUAGCAAUAGCCUAAAAAACGAUGACUUGUUGGCACCAGGAGGAGAGCUGGGGGACUUCAAUCCAGAAAGCAGAGAAGAUACCAGAAGAGGGAACGAGAAAGGCAAAAGCAAAGAAGACUGUACCAUGUCCUAAGCUGAGCCAGGAGGCAGGCGUGGUGCACAGGAAGUCUGAGUGUGAGGUGCUUUUUUCUUUCCACUGCCAAUGACAGCCUUUCCUGCCUCAGGGAAGAAGAGAGAGACAGACUACAGUGAUGGAGACCCAUUAGAUGUGCACAAGAGGCUGCCAUCCAGUGCUGGAGAGGACCGAGCCAUGGUGCUGGGGUUUGCCAUGAUGGGCUUCUCAGUCCUAAUGUUCUUCUUGCUUGGAACAACCAUUCUAAAGCCUUUUAUGCUCAGCAUUCAGAGAGAAGAAUCAACCUGCACUGCCAUCCACACAGGUAUCAUGGACGACUGGCUGGACUGUGCCUUCACCUGUGGUGUGCACUGCCGCGGUCAGGGGAAGUACCCGUGUCUUCGGGUGUUUGUGAACCUCACGCAUUCAGGUCAGAAAGCUCUCCUACGUUAUAAUGAAGAGGCUGUCCAGAUAAAUCCCAAGUGCUUUUACACACCUAAGUGCCACCAAGAUAGAAAUGAUUUGCUCAACAGUGCUCUGGACAUAAAGCAAUUCUUCGAUCUCAAAAAUGGAACCCCCUUUUCAUGCUUCUACAGUCCAGCCAGCCAAUUUGAAGAUGUCAUUCUUUUAAAAAAGUAUGACCACAUGGCUAUCUUCCACUGUUUAUUUUGGCCUUCACUGACUCUGGUAGGUGGUGCCCUGAUUGUUGGCAUGGUGAGAUUAACACAACACCUGUCCUUACUGUGUGAAAAAUAUAGCACUGUAGUCAGAGAUGAGGUAAGUGGAAAAGUACCUUAUAUAGAACAGCAUCAGUUCAAACUGUGGAGUAUGAGGAGGAGCAAAGGAAGGAGGCAGAGAAAUCUUAAGACGGUAGCCAAAUUAAAGUGCCGGCCUUCAGAUGUCUGUGAUUUCUGCACCCGAGGACCUAAUUAUGCCUGUCUGCAAACUAACAAUGUAAAAGGUAAUAAUUAAAGCUAAGUAUCAUAUUUUCAUGUGGGAAAAAAUUUAAAA